AUGGGCAGCCCGGGCUGCGAGGUGGGUCCAGCCGGGCCGGGGGAGCCCGCCUUGGAGGCUCUGUGUCCCGAGUGUGGCCAGAUCCACCGCAGCUGGGAGAACCACCUUUUCAACUACCGUCUGGAAGUGGACGACGACCUGGUCUGCCACAUCUGCCUGCAGCCGCUGGUGCAGCCACUGGACACACCGUGCGGACACACAUUCUGCGCCCGCUGCCUGCGGAGCUUCCUCCAGGAGAGGGACUUCUGCCCGCUGGACAGGACGCGGCUGCAGCUGCAGGCGUGCCGCCGAUCUAGCAUACUGGUGCACAAGCUGCUGGACAAGCUGUCCGUGUCUUGCCCUUUGACCCCCAUCUGCUCCCUCAGCAUGCCACGAUGUGACCUGGAGGCACACCUCAAACACAGGUGUCCCGGGACGAGGUGUCAGCAGACGAACGUGGAAGGCCUGCGAUGUGAGAGCGGGGAUGAGCGAGCAAUGGUGACCAGCCCUCCCAGGUCGCCCCACUCCCCACAGACAGAGCUGAGAGACCGCACACCCUCUCCACCCUCCGGACCUAAUAACACCAGCGGCAAUAGGCCCGUGUGGACAGACGACGCCGGCUUCGACAACCCUGCCUUUGAGGAGAGCACGGAGGAGGAAAGUGUGGUCGGGUUGGAGUGUGUGGUCCCCAGGGUGAAGCGGCCCCUCAGUAAUCCCUGCAUCCACCUCCUGCGCUCUGUGAGCUCCACCUCCUCUGGCUGGGACUGCCCCGAGUCGCCACCUCUCUCCGCUGAGGAGGGAUGUGUGAAGUUGCCCUCGCUUCCUGAAGGAGAGAUAACUGCCAUAGAGAUCCACCGGGCGAACCCGUAUGUUGAGCUGGGCAUCAGUGUCGUCGGGGGAAACGAGACGCCUCUCAUCAACAUUGUGAUUCAGGAAGUGUACAGAGACGGGGUCAUUGCACGAGACGGGAGGCUGCUGGCCGGGGAUCAGAUACUACAGGUGAACAAUGUGGACAUCAGUAAUGUCCCCCACAGUUUUGCCCGCUCUACACUGGCCCGCCCCUGCACCACUUUGCAGCUGACUGUGCUCAGGGAGCGUCGUUGUGCCUCCCGGGCGCCUCCCUCCUCGUCCUCCUCCACCCCGGCUGUGCCCCACGCCCCUUGCUCCACCCCUGAGGGCGCCCCGUCCAGCCCUGCUACCCUGAGAAUCACCCUACACAAGAGGGACACAACAGAGCAGCUUGGCAUUAAGCUGGUGAGGCGAACAGAUGAGUCAGGAGUGUUUGUGUUGGAUCUGUUGGAGGGAGGCCUGGCAGCGAAGGAUGGCAGACUUAGGAGUAAUGACCGAGUGUUGGCAGUCAAUGACCAGGACCUACGCAAUGGCACCCCGGAGCAGGCUGCUCAGAUCAUACAGGCGAGUGGAGAGCGAGUCCACCUGCUGAUUGGUCGACCCACCAAACCAACUCCUCCUCCACCGCCAAAAUCAAGCUCCACCAGAGACCUCUACUGCCUUGAUCACUUCCUGCCUAACCACAGCUCUACCCCGAGCCCUGUGCCAAUACACCUCUCCCGCACCAGCACUCACAGAGACCUUUCCCAGUGUGUGACCUGUAAAGAGAAACACAUCACUGUGAAGAAGGAGCCCCUCGAGUCUCUGGGCAUGACUGUCGCAGGAGGGCGGGGUAGUAAGAGCGGGGAGCUGCCAAUCUUUGUGACCAGCGUCCAACCACAUGGCUGCUUGUCGAGGGAUGGGCGAAUCAAACGAGGUGAUGUCCUGCUGAGUAUUAACGGGCAGGACCUAACGUACCUGAGCCACAGUGAGGCAGUGGGCACCCUGAAGGCCAGCGCUGCCUCGCCCUCGGUGCAGCUGCGGGUGCUGGAGGUCAGCAUGGUGGAAGAGCACGACCCUGACGAGCUGCUGCCUCACACACAUGACAGUGACUUUGAUGCCAACUGGUCCCCUUCGUGGGUCAUGUGGCUGGGCUUACCCAGCUACCUGCACAGUAGUCAUGAGAUUGUACUGCGGAGGAGCCACCCGGGCAGCUGGGGCUUCAGCAUCGUUGGGGGAUACGAGGAAAGUCACGGCAACCAGGCGUUCUUUAUCAAGACCAUCGUCCUCGGCACACCUGCGUACUAUGACGGCCGCCUCAAGUGUGGCGAUAUGAUCGUGGCAGUCAACGGCCUGUCGACAGAAGGAAUGAGCCACUCGGCGCUGGUGCCCAUGCUGAAGGAGCAACGCAGCCGGGUGGCGCUUACUGUGGUCUCCUGGCCUGGCAGUCUGGUAUAGCCAGGCCAGAUCGUAAGCCGGCUGCGCACCACACAGAGUCCUCCCAGAAUGUUCUAUAUUGGGAACGACCUUGGCCAAAGUGAACUGGUACACGCUACUGUACAUCGCUCCAUAACAGGCUUAAUCCAGGACCAAAAGCAUUCAGAACUGUAGUAGACCCAGCAGGACCAAGCCUGUCCUGUCCAGGUGGGAACUAAUCCAGAUCGUGGCACGUCACUCGACAGACUGCACUCACAAACACACUGCGGUGUUCAUAUGGUCAUGUUGUCAUCGCUCCCGCAGGGAGAAAUGGUACUGCAACUGUUAACAGGCGAUCUGUGCCGUGUUCACCUCACCAGGCAGUUGUAGAAUCCAGGGCUGUAUUCAGGUGGAUGCAUCGUUGCAGGUAGAGAUAGAAUAUUAAACUUUAAAAGUAGCCUGUGAUCCUCCGUCAUCUAGGAUAAC
This is a messenger RNA of Cyclopterus lumpus (lumpfish), 2709 nucleotides long. It is a transcript of the gene lnx2a, whose product is annotated as ligand of numb-protein X 2a. The transcript is spliced from 10 exons. The record is from RefSeq and is a predicted model, not a curated record. Gene Ontology annotation, molecular function: ubiquitin-protein transferase activity; protein binding; metal ion binding. The coding region runs from base 1 to 2265 and encodes 754 amino acids. Lineage: Eukaryota; Metazoa; Chordata; Actinopteri; Perciformes; Cyclopteridae.